UCAGCGAGUCAUUAUUUUAUUUCUAAAGAAUCUCUGACGUUUUGUGUGUGACCUCCACGGUCAGUGUACUGUGCGGAACACUGCUUUCGUUAUGGAAUACCUUUGUUUACGUUAUGAAACUGUCGUGGUUGACACGGGUAUAUCGGCUAUUUGAACUCGACAGUUACGAAAGAGGACCAUAUUUUAGUUCCGGGUUGUUUCGCCAUGUUGAAGAAAAUACACCUUUGUAGACAAGGGAACAGUUUUGCCAUGUUCUGGUAGCCACACUUGAUAACGUUAAACCAACAAACGAUGGAAUACGUUAGAGGCUACCGACAGAAAACCAAUCUGGGUUUAUUUUUAGUGUUUCUCUGUUUUAUGUGUACAGUAUUACCAAGUUGUGGUCUUACGAAGAUAUCAAAAUGUUUCUACAGCAAUAAUUUUGUAACACUGAAUCUCACCUGUGAGUCGGGAACAAUGAUACGCGUUCUACAAAUUUUAGGAGGACAUCACACAGAUAACAGCUGUACAGUGUCAGUAAACACUUCAAUAUGUAACGAAGUUAUAAAUUCAAACAACCAAUUUUGGGCUACUCAGUGUAACGGAAAAAUGCAGUGUGGACAUGAGGUACUUCCUCAGCACUUUCGGAAGUGUAAGAACGCAACAGCAGUGCAAAUGAAGUACAACUGUGUGAAUGACAACUCGACGCUGGACAUAUGUACUGAUAUAUCUCUGGAACGAAAUACAUCUAGUUCGGUUAUAUACCUGAAAAGCCCCGGAUUUCCAAACUCACUUGCAGCUGAAAAAGAAUGUACGUGUAUUGUGAAAACAGAAGGAAAUUUCAAGAAAUUUCAAAUUCUGGAUUUAAGUUUUUUGUACAAUGAUUCUAAAAGAGAAUAUCCACGUUUCAUAGCAUAUAAUGCUGACAUGACUUUGUGGGACACAGAAAAAGAAAAAAAUAUAUCUUGUCCAUCUUGUGACUUUUUCAAAAAACAAAAUCUUAACAUCAGCCAAGGUCACCAUGUUCAAGUAGUUUAUAACAACCAAAACCAAUCUCAACAAAAUCUGUGGAUAGAGAUAACAGGACACCCGUUUAAGUUAAUGACACUUGAAUGUAAUGCCAACAUAUCCGAAAAGAACAGAAUACCACUUCCACAAACAAGCACAACACAAACAUCGAUAUCAUCAUCAUCAUCAUCAUCAUCAUCAUCAUCAUCACCAUCACCAUUAUCAACAACAACAUCAUCAUCAUCAUCAUCACCACCACCAUCAUCAUCAUCAACAUCAUCAUCAUCAUCAUCACCACCAUCAUCAUCAUCAUCAACAACAACAACAACAUCAUCAUCAUCAUCAUCAUCAUCAAGAACACAGGCAACAGAAGUGUCAUCAACAGUAGAAGGAUCAGCUGUAACGGAUAGUCCGUCGUCAAGUUCGAACAUGAAGGAAACAGACAAGAUGGACACGACCGUAAUAAUAGUGGUGGUGAUGGUGGUCGGCCUGGUCGUAAUCAGCGCUCUAAUUGUUGGUGUUAUUAUUUUCAGGAGGAAGAGAGCCACGAAGAAGCACAACCUUGAAGAUAAAACAUCUUCACUGAAGCACGAUAGCAAUUACUUCGGAAUGGAUGACACUCCAAAUAACUGUAAUAACAAUGGAUUUGAAGUUGGCGAUUCUGCUGAAGUAAAUCUGGACAAUGAUGAUGGCAUACCAGAUCUGAACAAGGAAUCGUCUCUGACAGAAAAUAACAAUUAUUCUCCUUGUCCGAAAGAGGCCACAGAACAAGUCGUUAAAAGCAGUAUCUUGCGGUCAUUUUUACCAACAGCAGAUGCCAAUGAUGCAACAAGUGAUCAUUCGCCCGGAGGACCAGAUGCUACUUCUGCGCAUUCAGCAAAUCCCAUUAACAAAUUGGAUACAACUAAUGACUAUGCUACAGUUGUUCCAAAUGAACACAGAAAAGAUGGUCCUAAAAAAAGGACGGGAGAUCGAAACGUGGGUGAAAUAAUACGCAAACCGCUUGGUAACAAGUUCCUGAAACAAACAGCAGAACCAGAUGUUAGAGACAGCGUCCCAUACAGCACGCCGGCAGACAGUAUCAAACUGCCCAGUUCACAAACAGCUGCCCAGUCCUUAAGACAUCACGCUACUGACGACGACCCAUACACCUUACCGGCCGACGCUAUCCAGAAUUCAGCUAGGAAGACAUAUCCUAACUGCGUUCCCGAUGAGCAAAUGAAAGUCAACGAGCUUUAUACUACGCCAACCAGAGAUGAACCUAAAUGCGUCCCAGAGGAACUUAUGGAAGACAAUGCACUUUAUAAUAUGUCCACCAGAAAGGAAAUUAAAGGCGUUCCAGAUGAACAGAUGAAAGUUAAUGAGAUUUAUAACAUUUAAUAAACUAUGGGCUUUGAGACAUCUAAAAAAACAAAACAUUAAAAAAUAGACCAGGGUUAGAAGCUAUAAAUACCCUUCUAUUAAAACAAAAACUCCCAAGGAUAUAUGUUUGAUCGUAUAUUCUAUAGUAAGGCCCCAGCGUCACUCCUGAAAUAUUUCUGUAUAUAAUAAUAGUAAAAAAAACAAACAAUAACCCCCCACCCCCC
Molecule: messenger RNA, 2573 nt
Organism: Gigantopelta aegis
Lineage: Eukaryota; Metazoa; Mollusca; Gastropoda; Neomphalida; Peltospiridae
Exons: 6
Coding region: 292-2367 (691 amino acids)
Source: RefSeq, a predicted model, not a curated record